AUGUUCUGCUCUCAUUGUGGUAAAUCUAAUCUCACUGAUGCAAAUUAUUGCCACAAGUGUGGUAGUAAAAUAACUGGAAACAAAGUAAACAUCCCUGAUGGCGAAACCAUUAGCAAACGUGCAAGUACGAGUUCUGCAACUGGGAAUACUUCAACACCGCCAACUACUUUUGCCCAAUUUCGUGCACGCAAAGAGGAUGAUCGGAACAAACAUUUCAAGAAAAAAGAUGGGAAAAGAGUGAAACUCGACGGGAAAUCCGUAGAGUCUUCAGAGGUUAAAAUCAAUAUCGGAAUUAUGAUAUUAAAAGAUGAAGCUCUCAUCGUAAAAAGGGGUUUCACUCUUCCACUCACCGUACCAGCAACGAUAACAUACGACGAUCUGUUAACUAAGGCAGUCGAGAAACAUCACCGAUUUAAUAAAGGUGUCAUUAAACACGAUAAGACAAUGUUCUAUUAUCUUCUUUAUGGCGAUAAGAGUAAAGCGACCAAUUUACCUGGUUGCAAUGAGCCUUUUACACUUAAAAG
Molecule: messenger RNA, 524 nt
Organism: Paramuricea clavata
Lineage: Eukaryota; Metazoa; Cnidaria; Anthozoa; Malacalcyonacea; Plexauridae
Source: the annotation of a GenBank genome assembly